Messenger RNA from Capra hircus (goat), 234 nucleotides. RefSeq names its product guanine nucleotide-binding protein G(I)/G(S)/G(O) subunit gamma-7 (gene GNG14). The transcript is spliced from 2 exons. The coding region runs from base 1 to 219 and encodes 72 amino acids. Gene Ontology annotation, cellular component: heterotrimeric G-protein complex. NCBI's taxonomy places the organism in Eukaryota, Metazoa, Chordata, Mammalia, Artiodactyla, Bovidae. Gene Ontology annotation, biological process: G protein-coupled receptor signaling pathway. Gene Ontology annotation, molecular function: G-protein beta-subunit binding. The record is from RefSeq and is a predicted model, not a curated record.
AUGUCCAGCAAGGUGACCAUUGGCAGUGACAUUAGGCAAGCCCGCCGGGCUGUGGAGCAGCUGCGGAUGGAGGCGGGCAUUGACCGCAUGAAGGUAUCCAAGGCAGCUGCCGACCUGCUGCAGUUCUGCACAGAGCAGGCCAAGAGUGACCCCUUUCUCGUGGGCAUCCCAGCCACCAUCAACCCCUUCAAGGAGAAGAAGCCCUGCGCCAUCCUGUGAACCCUGUAGCCUGGA